Messenger RNA from Colletotrichum navitas, 1320 nucleotides. RefSeq names its product FMN-dependent dehydrogenase. Gene Ontology annotation, molecular function: FMN binding; oxidoreductase activity. Lineage: Eukaryota; Fungi; Ascomycota; Sordariomycetes; Glomerellales; Glomerellaceae. The transcript has 3 exons. The record is from RefSeq and is a predicted model, not a curated record. Bases 1 to 1320 code for a protein of 439 amino acids.
AUGUCCGACCCCAAUUCUCCUCACAUCAAGAAUCGCGAUACCCCAUCAUGGGGCCUCUAUCAGCGUGAAAAUUUCUGGAAGCUGAACGAUGGCCAAGUUCCCCAGUUCAACACUCACCCUGACAAACUCGAGGAGCUGGCCAAGCAGAAGCUGACCCAAAAUGGAUGGUACUAUGCUUCGUCGAAUGCUGGCCUUUCCCAUACCCACUUAGCAAACCGUCAAGCCUUCUUUAGGCACAAGAUCCUUCCCCGGCAGCUUAUAGACACCAAUAAGCGAUCAACUCGCACAACGAUAUUCGGGCACGAGGUCUCCGCACCGUUUGGUAUUGCACCUAUAGGCAUCAACAAAAUCUAUCAUCCGCAAGGUGAACUACCUGUGGCGAAGGUGGCCGGGGAGCUGGGUAUCCCGUACAGUCUAUCGACGGCCGGUUCCUACCCCAUUGAGGAAGUUGCUCGAGCUAACGACGCCGGGCGUGAAUCUACGGUUGAGCUUCAGUCGGAGGACAAGUCCAAGAUUCCAGAAGGCCCGCGGUUCUUCCAGCUCUACAUGCCUCAUGACGAUGAGCUCACCAUAUCGCUUUUGACGAGGGCACACGAGUCUGGUUUUACGGCCUGCAUUCUCACGACGGAUACUUGGCAAUUAGGAUGGCGACACGAUGACGUCGCCACAUCGAACUAUGCUUUCUAUCGCGGCAUCGGUGCCAAGCUGGGCUUGACUGACCCCGUGUUCCAGAAGCGCCUUGAAGAGAAGGGCAUCAAUCCGCAGAAGGAGCCCGAGAGGGCGGCAGCAUUGUGGAUCGACAGCAUCUGGCACGGCCGCGCAUGGUCCUGGGACAAGGCCAAGUGGGCGCGAGACCAAUGGCAGCGGAUUAGCGGCGGUAAACCGUUCUUGAUCAAGGGAAUACAGAGGGUAGACGACGCAGAGAAGGCGGCGGAUCUGGGGUUCGAGGGAAUUGUUGUGAGCAACCAUGCGGGACGUCAGGUUGACGGGGCGAUUGCAAGUCUGGAUGCGCUGGAAAAGAUUGCGGAUAAGGUUGGGGACCGGAUCGUGGUCACAUUCGACAGCGGGGUGAGGGGCGCAGCAGAUAUCGUGAAAGCCCUGGCGUUGGGUGCCAAAUUUGUCUUCAUCGGUAGGUUGUGGAUCUGGGGGUUGAGUAUAAUGGGGGAGCACGGAGUGAGACACGUUCUCAGGGGACUGUUGGCCGACUUGGACAUUUUGAUGAACGUGGCAGGAGUCAAGACCAUUGGAGACAUAAACAAAGACUUGUUAGAGUCUCUUCCCAGGGCUUACACACUGAUUUCUGAAAAGAGCAAGUUGUAG